Verticillium alfalfae VaMs.102 is the source of this 660-nucleotide messenger RNA. RefSeq lists its product with no specific name. The transcript is spliced from 2 exons. The record is from RefSeq and is a predicted model, not a curated record. Bases 1 to 660 code for a protein of 219 amino acids. Lineage: Eukaryota; Fungi; Ascomycota; Sordariomycetes; Glomerellales; Plectosphaerellaceae.
AUGUCAGCUCAUCCGCCCAAUCCCAGCAGCGCGUCACAGCAGCGGCAGCAGCAGAAGCAGCAGCAGACCGCAGCAGCAGAAGCAGCAGCAGAAGCAGCAGCAGAAGCAGCAGAAACAAAAGCAGCCACAUCACCCCAUGCGGCCCGUCGUCUUCAUCCCCUUGUAUUAGAUGGCCCAAGUUCCGCGCCCAACGCCUGGGGGCGGCCGGCAAAAAGAAAGCGCCCCCGGCCGGCGACGCCGUGCUGGCGCUCAACCCGGGCGUCGUCGUCGAGCCCGCGCUGGUUCGAGAACGCCGACUAUGUCGUCGUCUUUGAGCAGUCGGCUCAGCACUGGGACGACUACUUUGUCGGCGAGGGCCUUCCGCAGAUCCCGGACGCGCUGCGGCCCAAGUCGGUGGCCAUUGUGCACACGGUCAACAGCAGCAGUAGCAGCGCCGACGGCAACGUCGACGACGAGGCGGAUGAGGCUUGCGCGCUGGCGAGGCGCAUAUGCCACCUCGGCCUCGGUGGCGCGUACCUGACGGAUGAGGUCGAUGGCGGGUACACGAGGUGGCCCGCCAUGUGGGAGGGCGAGCUCGAGAUGCUGGCCAGAGUCAAUGGCGGCAGCAGCAGCAGCAGCAACUGUACGAAUUCAAGCAACGGCACUGCGCACGAGCAGUAG